AUGGCCACAGCGGUUCUGAGCUAUGUCGUGCAACGGGUCAGCGACUUGCUCAUCGAGAAAGCGGUCUUCGUGUACGAAGUGAAGGAUCAGGUGGAGUGGGUCAUGGACGAGCUCCGGGCGAUGGAGUGUUUCCUGAAGGACGCCGACGCGAGGAGCAAGGGGGACGAGAGGGUGAAGAACUGGGUGAGGGAUGUGAGGGAAAUCGCUUGUCGGGCGGAUGACCUCGUCGAGUCCUUCGUUCUCGAUGCACAGCGGAGGCGACGACGGAACACUGCGUGUUGCGUUCCUCUCCCCAGCGACCUCAUCGUACUCCACAAAUUCGGUAAGGAGAUCGAGACCGUAAAGGCCAAAAUCUGCGCAAUGAAAGAACGAAGAAACACUUACGGAAUCCAGAACCUGGGCGAAGAGCCGAGGAGACAGCCCGACGAGAGAGUCCACGAACGGAGGCGUAUCGUUGUCCAUGCGACAGAUGCUGACAUGGUAGGCAUGAACCAGGAGAAGAACAAAAUCUUGGAGUAUCUGUUAGACGAUAGCAGGAAAAAGCAGUCGGCGAUCUCCAUUGUGGGAAUGGGCGGCCUCGGGAAGACCACUCUUGCUAAAAGAAUCUUCAAGGAAGCAAGAGGGAAGUUCAGUCACUCGGUAUGGAUCGACGUCUCCCAGCAGUACUACGUUGUGGAUCUCAUUCGGCAAGCCACGGAGCUCAGAGAAAAGGAACUCGAGAGAAUGACGAGGGCCAGGCUUGAGGAGAUUCUUUACCAGACCAUCCAGGGGAAGAAAUACUUGAUCGUCAUGGACGACGUCUGGGACACGGAGAUCUGGAGAAUCCUCAGUCCGCAUCUCCCAGAUGCCGAGAAUGGAAGCCGGGUGCUGAUCACCACUCGCUCCAUCGACGUUGCCAGAGCUGCGGACCCAUCUAUCCCUCCCUGCGAGCUGCGGUCUUUAACCGAGGAGGAGAGCUGGCAGCUCCUCUCCAAGAAGGCAUUCCCGAAUCAGGAGGAUAUCGAAGCAGUCUGUUCAGAACCGUUGGGGGAAGUCGGGAAACAGAUCGCAAAGAAAUGCGGAGGCCUGCCUCUGGCGCUGGUAGUGCUCAGCGGUUUGCUGUCGACGAAAGGUCCGUCACUACGGGAGUGGAGGAGGCUCGCGGAGACCAUCGUCUGGGAAAACAUCAAAGAAGGCCGUCUGUGCCUGGAUAUACUGGCGCUGAGCUACGAAGAUUUGCCCCAUCAGUUGAAGUGGUGUUUCCUUUAUUUCAGUUCUUUUCCACAGGACUUCAAAAUCGGAGUCAAGAAGUUGAUCAGAUUGUGGGUCGCGGAGGGCUUCGUCGAGCACAGAGCAGGAGAAACACUCGAAGAAUCUGCAGAGGGUCACUUUCAGGAGCUCGUCCGAAGGUGCAUGGUGACAAUUGUGCAAAAUGAAUACGACAGCCCCAUGGCAGAAGGUCGACAAAGUUUGCCGGAUUCAUGAUCUGCUUCACGAUUUUGCCAUUGCAGAAGCUAAGGAGGUGGGCUUCCUUGUCUGCCGCCAGAUCCCAGACGACCGAGACGCCUCUCGACUGGAUUCCUCCUUGCGGUGCCUUUCCCUUAAUGGGGUAGCGGAGGACUACGUCUCCCAUGUGAAACACUCCCCAAGAGUGCGCACCUUGUUGUGGUUCAAUGUUCAACAGAGGAAGGUUAUAAGAUUCCCCACUGGGGCACUGAAACUGCUCAGAGUCAUCGAUCUGGAAGAGGCACCACUCGCCGUACUACCAAAACAAGUUGGAGACCUGAUCCAUCUUCGAUUCUUGGGAUUGAGAGGAACAAGGUUAAGGAGUCUUCCGUCUUCAGUUGGAAAACUUCGUCAUUUACAGUCCUUGGACGUGUUGGGGACGUCGAUCAAAACGAUGCCAAGAGCUGUGUGGAAGAUUGAUGCCUUACGUCACGUCCACGUUCCCGAUGAAUUGGAGCCGGAGAUGGUCGAGGCAGGGUUAAGAAACCUGCAGGUGCUCAUGUUCGUCCGGGCCGGGAGCUGGAUAGAUAGCUGCCUAGGGACCCUUACCAGUCUUCGGGAGCUGGGACUAACUGGCAUCCAAGGCUGUCAUCAUCGCGCGCUGUUGUCUUCGCUAUCGAAUCUGUCCCGCCUCAAGAAAUUGAAGUUGGAGGGCGUGUCGAUCCCGCCCUAUCUAUGGACACCGUCCAGCUUUUCUUCCCUUGAAUUCUUAUACCUGAAGGGGGAAAUGGCAAGGCCACAGCCACCAAGAUCUGCUGGCGCCCGAUGGCCCCUAAAUCUCACCGAACUCAUACUAUGGGGCACCAGGCUGGAUCAAGACUCAAUCGCGACGCUCGAGAACCUCCCUGAACUUAUAUAUCUGUAUCUAGAUCACGGAUCCUACGCAGGAAACGAGAUGAUCUGCUCUCCCGGCGGGUUCUCCCAACUUCAGUGCCUCGUUCUGAAUUCGCUGGCUGAGUUAGAGAGGUGGGUAGCUGAGGCUGGGGCCAUGUCCCGGCUGAGGAGCUUGACGAUCAGCCGCUGCAGAAAGUUGGUGAUGCUUCCGGAAGGGUUGCAAGACAUGACUGAUUUGAAGGACCUCACUCUCCGCUAUAUGCCCCCUGAAUUCUGUUCUAGAGCUCAAAAGGAGGGAGAGGACUGGCCCAAAAUCCGGCACAUACCUUCGGUCACCCUUUUAUAG
This is a messenger RNA of Spirodela intermedia, 2665 nucleotides long. Lineage: Eukaryota; Viridiplantae; Streptophyta; Magnoliopsida; Alismatales; Araceae. The record is from the annotation of a GenBank genome assembly.